UGCUUUAUUUUUAUACGCAAAAGUGAAAAAGACGCGUCAGACAGGCCUUUUAAAUCGAUUCGGAUGACACGUGGUCACACGUGUCGGACGGAUCGCUCGCACUUCGCAGCAUCUGACAGCAAUACAGCAUCUCUCGACAGAUCAGAAAAUGCGCAGCUUCGACCUGUUAUCGUCUUCUUUCACUUAUCCGAUAUCCGCAAUGCUGAAAACGCAUAAAGAAUUCGCAGCGCAGUUGUCGAGCGUCUAAGAGUAAACCUAACCCAAGGGAAACAUCGUGUUUACAGGUGUAUUCCUAACCUCCAAUACUUGGUGCAACGUCGUAUACGCGAGAAAGAUGCUGCGGAAGACGAUUUUAAGAUUAAAAUGCACCGUUCGAACGGUGCAUCUUCGCUCUCUGUCUAAACUAUCGGCCAACUUGAAGGAGAAUCCGGGUGACAGGAUGCAGGCCUGGCAGAUACACUCGUAUAAUGGCCUGGAGGACCUGAGGCUGUCUAGCGUCGGGAUGCCGAUAAUCACGAAUCCCACGGACGUCCUGGUGAAGAUCGAAGCCGCUAGCGUGAAUCCCAUUGACGUCGCGAUGACGAAUGGCUAUGGUAACACUCUCUUUAAUGCCAUGCGCAAGACCAAGAGUUUGGCCUUUGGAACGUCGGAGGAAUUAGAUUUGCCAUUGACAUUAGGUAGAGAUUUCGCAGGGGUGGUCGUGUCAAAGGGACACAAUGUAGGGGACAGGCUCAAGAUAGGCGAGGAAGUUUGGGGAGUGGUCCCAAUCGACCAACAGGGCUGUCACGCGAAUUACCUUGUGGUUGACAGCAGCUUGGUAAAUCCACGUCCUCGAAAAUUGUCUUGCAUCGAAGCUGCGAGUAUCUUGUACGCCGGAAUGACCGCAUGGUCCGCGUUAUGGUUCACAGGAGGGCUAUAUUACAAAACGGCGAUAGUUACGAGAAUGAACAGACGCGUCCUGGUCAUGGGUGGCUCGGGAGGAGUCGGCACCUUGGCUAUACAGCUACUGAAAGCUUGGAACAUGCAUGUAAUUAGUACGUGCAGUGGCGACGCUGUGGAGAUGCUGCAGAAUUUAGAUGCCGAUGUUGUCAUUGAUUACAAGAAAGACGGUGCUGACGCAGAAAUUAUUUCGGAGGGACCGUAUGACAUGAUCUUAGAUUGCGCCAAUCAGGGGCCGGAGUACGUCAGAAGAAAAGGAUAUCCCCACGAUGCUUACAUAGGAUUAAACUCGCCGCUGUUAAGAAAUUUUGAUCAUCACGGGCUAAUUAUGGGAAUGGCGAAGAAUCUCGGGGAUCUCCUAAAGUUUAAUAUUCCAACGGCAGAAAAUAAAAGCUGUGUUAAAUGGGGAUUUUUUAUACCUUCCCAAACGGGGAUGGACGUUCUUCAAAAGCUUGUGGAAAACGAACAGAUCGUACCGGUCGUUCAGCAGGUAUAUCCUUUUCAAGAUUUGCCACAGGCAUAUGAAAGAGUGGAGCAGGGCCAUCUAAGAGGCAAACUAGUCAUUGACAUGAGAUAAUAAAUUGAAUUAAACAUGUGUUUGUUCAAA
This is a messenger RNA of Wasmannia auropunctata (little fire ant), 1546 nucleotides long. Its product is annotated as reticulon-4-interacting protein 1, mitochondrial. NCBI's taxonomy places the organism in Eukaryota, Metazoa, Arthropoda, Insecta, Hymenoptera, Formicidae. Bases 335 to 1516 code for a protein of 393 amino acids. Gene Ontology annotation, molecular function: oxidoreductase activity. The record is from RefSeq and is a predicted model, not a curated record. Gene Ontology annotation, cellular component: mitochondrion. The transcript is spliced from 6 exons.